AUGCGGUCCCUUUUUGCUCUACUUGACGAUACUAGCAAUGGAUUGUUGCUCAACGACGCUUGCGCCGGAAUAAGAGAAGAGAAGGUUAUUUCACUAGGCAAAGCUUUUUUGUCAGCACUCGCAGUGGCACAAGCUGAAGAUCUGGAAGUAGUUUGCUCAAGACUCUUGCCACAUAAGCUUAUUAUCAAUCGAACUCCGGGCUCCUUGACGGUCACCUGGGAAAUUCUAGUCGAACAUCUGUCUCCACCAACCUUGAUUGAAGGUUUGCCUUCCGAAGCCAUCGGUGCCGAAAGUAGUCCGUCAUCACGUCCGACUAGUCCAACUCAGCCAGCAACAGUAGAGACGCUUUGCGACCGGGACCUCUUCGCCACAUAUACUACGUUAGAAGAUCCAUCUCCGGUGCACAAUACGGCUGAGCCGACGGCAAGCGUCCACUUGGAGGCUGUGGAUUAUCGUCACGACUUGGAGAUGCAGGAAUAUGUCGAAAUGCCCCCAGCAAGCUGCAGCACAUCUCCAACAUUGCACAAAGACAACAUACCGAAUACGACACGUCAUAAGCCGGCUUGCGGUGCAUGUGAAUUGGCAAGCGAAACUCCACACGAAUCGCACACCACCUCCCCACCGUCUUCCCCUCGAGACCUUGACUCAAAUGAUUGUGCCUUGGACUCGUCGCAGAUUUCCCAACCUUAUGGUCGAAGUUCGUCACAGAUUGAAUCAGGAUGCUCACAAUCUCAUUUUCUAGCAGCCUUUACUGUAUUAACGUCUAUAUACAGUAGCCAUUCCGAGUACGCCCUUAAGCCCGAUGUUAUAAUAGAAAUUAUCAAACUCGGCGACUCGUUUCUAUGA
Molecule: messenger RNA, 846 nt
Organism: Mytilinidion resinicola
Lineage: Eukaryota; Fungi; Ascomycota; Dothideomycetes; Mytilinidiales; Mytilinidiaceae
Exons: 3
Coding region: 1-846 (281 amino acids)
Source: RefSeq, a predicted model, not a curated record